GUUCAUCAGAGGAAAAGACCAAGGUCGAAAGGAAAGAGAACUAAUCCAGUUCAAUAUCCAGGGAAAAAAUAACAACCGAUGGCAAAUAUACCUGCUGAUCAUGAAGAAGCUGCAGAUAUCAUCUACGGCAAGAUUCAUAUUCUUGUUGUUGAAGAGAAAAAAAGACGAAAACAUGUCCAUCAGUUUUCUCCAUCCAUUUACAGAGUUCCAAACACCCUUCGUGAUGUCAACCCAAUAUCUUAUAGCCCUCGUAUCGUCUCAAUUGGACCUUUCCAUAAAGACAUCCAAAAAAUGAAAGAAGUUGAAGUUCACAAAGUGACGUAUCUGCUUAAUCUUUUUCGUCGUUUAAGAUCCCCACGGGAUCAAACAAUGAAAGAAUGUGUCAACAGGGUGCUUGCUCAAAUAGACCAAAUCAAGGCAUGUUAUGGAGGGGAGAAGGAGACCUAUGAUGACCAUGAAUUUGCAAAAAUAAUGGUUAUCGAUAGUUGUUUCAUACUAGAACUUGUUUACAGGUCAAACGUGAACGAGAAUGAGGGUCAUUCAUUUUUUGACGACAACUUGCUCACCCUUUAUGCUAAGCAUGACUUAAUCCUGCUAGAAAAUCAAAUCCCUUUCUUUGUUCUUGAAAACAUCUUUGAGUGUACAAUUAGGAAAUUUAGACCCAGUGCCUCUCUUACUAAGCUUAUCCUGUCGUUUUUAACAGAAAUUAACCCUUUCGGGAAAGAGCUAGUGCUCAAGAAUGAAGGUGCUCAUACGAAUUAUGAUCAUAUCCUCGGGCUUUUGCAGAAAUGUUACCUGCCUUCAAAUGCUAUGCUAUCAGAGAUUUCAAAAAUAUCAAACUCGGGUGCAAAACUUUCAAAUGCAAUAACAUCGUACUCGGUUGCAGAACUGUCUAGGGCAGGGGUGAAGUUUAAGCCUUAUGUAGAUGCAAAAUGGCAACUGGCCAUGGAAUUCGAACCAUCUAGGGUUCCAUGCUAUGUCUGGUCUUGGGGUAAGCCUACUUUCAGAAUGCCUCUCCUUCAAAUUGAAGAUUAUACUGAAUCAGUUUUAAGAAACCUUAUUGCAUACGAGCAGUGCUCUCCUGCGAUUCCUAAUUACAUUACAUCAUAUGCUUUUGCCAUGGAAAGGAUAUUAGAUACUAAUGAGGACGUCCUCAUGGCAAUAGAAUCAGAAGUAGUUGUAAACAACUUGGGUUCUAGCAAACAAGCUUCAAAAAUGAUCAACAGUAUAUGCAAAGAAGUUACGGUAAGCAAAUUCUCUUACACUAASGAAUGGGGACAACUGAAAACCUAUUACGAUGGCUAUUGGCCUAAAAAUGUUGCAUGGUUGAGGCGUACAUAUUUCAGUACUCCUUGGAGCUUCAUAGCCCUACUUGCUGCUUUCGUCCUCUUUGGUCUUACUGUGGCUCAAACCUACUACACUAUCCGCCCUGCAUGAUAUCAUUUUGCGUCUAUU
This is a messenger RNA of Cynara cardunculus var. scolymus (artichoke), 1455 nucleotides long. RefSeq names its product UPF0481 protein At3g47200-like. Lineage: Eukaryota; Viridiplantae; Streptophyta; Magnoliopsida; Asterales; Asteraceae. The record is from RefSeq and is a predicted model, not a curated record. The coding region runs from base 79 to 1437 and encodes 452 amino acids. The transcript has 2 exons.